AGCGUCAGCAAAGCCCAGUAUUGUGCAGACAAGCGGUUCGUUGACGGAGUGCAGAAAGCAUGAGAUUCUAAUUUUAAAGCUGCAGCUAAAAAGUAGAAGAAAUUGCACAUCCAGUAAACAAAGAACUCCGGACAUGAUCGGUUGAUCACGGCGCUGACGAAUACGAGUGUGACGCGUUUUUUAGUUUAUGUGGACAGAAGUUGAGUGUUUUAGUUUUUUUUUUGCUCUCAAUAGCUUUUUUUUUUGAAUUAGAAUACACAAGGACAAGUGAAACCAGUGAGAAAACUUGUAGAAAAAUAGUGGAAUUAUAGUGGCUAAUUAGUUGGAGUGAAGUAUGUAUGUAUGUACAUACAUGUAUUAAGUGGCCUGUCUCUUCAAACUAGUCGCCAUCGACAUACAUACUCGUACGUACAAUAUACUUGCGUGUUCUACACUGCGGCCAUUCUUAGCAUAAACUUCAAGGUGAACUAUAACAAACAAGCAAAAGCACAAUUUGCGAAGUAGAGGAAAAGGACGAAGAACGUCAACGCACUCCAGCGUACCAAACAGUCGCUCAUCAGUGGUGAUGGUGUUGGUAGUCUACCGCAGCAUAUGUUGCAAAAACUACAUCAAAACGUAAGCACACGAGACGAAGAAGAAGAGUAAGAGACGGUAAAUGAAAGAUUUUGUAGCAGCUUUUUUCUUGUAUACGUCUCAAGGGUCGUGCCACAACAACACUACGAAAACAAUAAACCCACUUGAAAGACUCGUACGUUGAUGGAUUACAUAAAUACUAACAACGACAACAAUUGUAUAUAAAACAACUGCCACAAGUGUAUACGACGAUGGCGAAGACACGAAUAAAAACAACACCGACGCGCAUGCAGAAGGAUGCGUUAAUGGCAUCAGCCGCCACGGCCACCGCCGCCAUAUCCAAACCAGUAGUGGCAACGACAUGCCAUACUGUUGCACCGCUAGACGAUGUCAAGAAACGCCUGCGUCACUCCACCGCACCACCAAAACUCAGCCAAAAUAUCAGUGGCGGCACCUCAACGAUCAUUGUCACAGCACCGAAACGUACAAACUCCAUAUCAUCCAUCACCUCCACCAUCUCGCAAAUCAGCGACAUGAACUCAGACACCGAAUCUCCGCCACCGCCCAUCGUGCUAACCACCAGCACAACACCGACGCCAACGGCAGCAAGCACAACAGCAACAAAAUCAACCAGGUCACUACUCAACACAACACAUGUGGUCGCCCAAGCGCCGCGUACACUCAACAGUUUACUCUGUAAACCAAGCAUCAACAACACCACAACCGCCAGCACCAACCAACACCCAGCAGCGUUACGUAAUCGCAAAGUAUUCAUGAUCACCGAGAAGACGGAUGAGUAUGCGGGUGUGGAAGCGUCCACAUCAACAGCGGCGAGUGGAUUGACAACAGGUCAGAAGCGGAAGAUGUAUCUGAUAAUGGAGGAGAAUAGUUGUGGUGCGGAAGAUGGUGGUGAGGAGUAUGGCGAAGGUGAAGAUGCCAUAAGUAGAGAUGCACAAAAGUAUUUGAAAAGAGAAAAUGGUCUGAUUGCAGGUGCGGGUGGCACAAAAAAGCUGACACUCUUUGCAGACAAAGCGGACAGUGGCACGUUGACGGAGAAAUUUGAGAAAAUCUUGCCAGAGAUAUUGAAUCGUAUACAGGCAAAGGAAACGAAUGGAGUGGGCGGAGGAGGAGGCGGAGGAGGAGUAGGAGGAGCAGUAUUGGCGUAUGAUGCGCCGCUGCAUGCAACAACGACGACGGUGACGUCGAAACUUUUGAACGGCAGCGUCAAUUUAAAUAUUAUCAAAUCCGAACCGUUAUCACAGCAGCAACAACAACAACAGCAUAAACAGCAGCAGCAACAGCAUCAGCAACAAACACAGCUGCAGUUGAAACAAGAGCCAUAUAACAACAGAAAGACGACUGAUGAAAAACCAGCCAAUGAAAGACUACCAAUUACACUGCCACCAAAAAAAAAUCGUACAAAAAUCAUAACCACUAAUUAUAACGGCAAUAGUUUUGCUAAUAAUUUCAGUGAUAAUUUUAAUAAAACCACUAACAAUGUUUGGGGCAAUUUUGGCAACAGCAGUAACAAUAAUGCCAACAACAACAACAGUACACAACAAAAAAUUGCAACACCGCCAGGUCAAGUGAAACAAAUCUCUGCGGCGACACCGGUCAUUGUAUCGGCGGUGACGCUGAAUGCGCGUCAGCACCAUCAAAACGAUAACAGCAGCAACAAAAACAACAACAACAGCACCAAUCACACUCACAAUGGCAAUAACAAUAACAACAGCAACAGCAGCAGCAGCACAUGUGAAAUCAAACGUCUGACGGGUAAGGCUACUAACAACAACAAUGUCAACAGCAACAACACAAUUAAUACUACAACAACGACAGCAACAACACCGCCAAACAAUACAAACAUUAGAUACGUAAGUCAUGCCAACGGUGUCGGCAACCAAGUUGGUGGCGUGGUCACAACCAUGGCACAGGUCGAAUUGGUGCCACAGAAAAAUAUCAAUUUAUCCACCGAUUUUCACUUUCUCAUCAAAAUGCUGCCGAAACUCGAGAGUAUACCCGAGCCGCAUAAGAAUAAUGUAAAGAAUUGUAUUGAGAAGAUAAUUACGCAAAAUGCGAAUAUAUUUGCCAAACAGUAAGCCCGUAUAGCCCAGGCAGCCAAGCCAGCCAGGGGUGUGGGCGGUGAAAGACAACAACAACAAAAAAAAAA
This is a messenger RNA of Ceratitis capitata (Mediterranean fruit fly), 2740 nucleotides long. It is a transcript of the gene bip1, whose product is annotated as GATA zinc finger domain-containing protein 5. Bases 825 to 2669 code for a protein of 614 amino acids. The transcript has 3 exons. Lineage: Eukaryota; Metazoa; Arthropoda; Insecta; Diptera; Tephritidae. Gene Ontology annotation, cellular component: nucleus; SWI/SNF complex. The record is from RefSeq and is a predicted model, not a curated record. Gene Ontology annotation, molecular function: transcription coregulator activity. Gene Ontology annotation, biological process: regulation of transcription by RNA polymerase II.